Beauveria bassiana ARSEF 2860 is the source of this 5250-nucleotide messenger RNA. RefSeq names its product RasGEF domain-containing protein. The transcript is spliced from 2 exons. The coding region runs from base 1 to 5250 and encodes 1749 amino acids. Gene Ontology annotation, biological process: Ras protein signal transduction; positive regulation of GTPase activity. The record is from RefSeq and is a predicted model, not a curated record. Lineage: Eukaryota; Fungi; Ascomycota; Sordariomycetes; Hypocreales; Cordycipitaceae. Gene Ontology annotation, cellular component: plasma membrane. Gene Ontology annotation, molecular function: guanyl-nucleotide exchange factor activity.
AUGACCGUCACAGCCGCCGCCAAAACCAAAUCCUCCAAGAGGUCAUCGCCCCGAGCCGCCGACGCUUCUCCCCUCAUCCCAUCCUCGUUUUCCGCUGCCGCUGUCGCUGCCGCUCCCGCCUCCACUACUCCCUCGUCCUCGAAACCGACCGCUCAAAGGCUCCUCCGCAAACCCUCCCUCGUCAAGCAGCCUCUCGUCCCCCUCGCAGAGGCCCGCCACUACCAUCAUGAGCGAUCUGUCUCUCGCGCCGGCGCAAGGGAGACUGAGUCGGAAAAGUGGGAUGCCAAUUGGGACAAUCCUUCGGCGGCCCGCGACGGACGCCAAUUCACCGUUUCCAAUGUGGGGAAUAAUGGUCGCAUCUAUCUGAGACCCUCGAUUCGUCGAAACUAUUCCACAUCAAAGACGCAGCAGUCCUACAACCUGCCCAGCACUCCUCCGCAGUCCUUUGAGACCCCGCCAGCAUCCUCGAAUCCGGGUCGCAUUCCCAUAAAAACCCCCAAUGCCGUUGCCAUGUCAUGGGCAACUGUCCCCCAAGACUCUCCCAUCACCGGUAGCAUGGCGAGUCUUCCCGGCUCGCGCGCCGCCAGCCGACAGGGACAUCGCCGCCGCGCCCUCUCCGACAGCACCAUUGACGAAGUAACUGCUCCCAGGACGGCCGAUUCCGCUGCCGCCUUGGCUCCUCCCAAGACUCCCGUCUUCGACAAUCGCCCCCGCACAAUGGACAAUCUCCCCGUCAGCGAGCCGCUCCUCAACAUCAACAUACCCAACUGGCGACUCGGCACCCCUCGCUUUUCUACGCGUGGCACUGCCCUCAUUCGAGGCUCGUCUUACGCCCCAACCGAGGAAUUGCGCUCCAGUUCCGUUUCUGGCCUCAACUCGCUGCCGCGCAGCCAUCAGUCUACCGGGGAGUUUACAUGGAACAAGCCAACAGGGACCUUUCUGUCACGAGACGACAUCACUGCCCAUGCUGCGCCUAGGAGCCCCGGUCGUCCACCAUCGUCACUGAGGCUACGUGCUAUGCAACCCGGCCAUCUCACCCAUCUCAUCAUUGAACCCGACAUGUUCACCGACCUCACCUUUCGCCCUGCAUGCGAUGAUCGCCGCCUCGUUCGCUAUACUCCUACAACAGGCGCUGUUGCCGCCGCUACACCACCACGACUUGUUGCCGAAAUCACCUCGCCAAGCUUCCUCGACUAUGAACUCAUAUCUGACUUCUUUCUCACCUAUCGAUCUUUUCUGGACUCACUCCAUCUCUUGCGCAUGUUGUUUGCGAGAAUGCGCUGGGCAUUAGCUCGCCAAGACGAAGUCGGCAUGAUUGUUCGCGUCCGCACUUUUGUCGCCGCUCGACAUUGGAUUCUCAACUACUUCACUGACGAUUUCCUCCUCAAUUACGACCUUCGAAACGAAUUUUGCCAUUUACUCAACGGCGUAGUCGAUGAUCUCUCCGACAAUGUGCAGACUAGGACUGCUCAGCUCAGAGUCAUUGCCGAGCUGAAAAAGUGUUGGCGGAGGGUCUGCGCUCACUACUGGGAUGGACCCAACUUUGACGACGCGCUUGGUGUCGGAGUAGCAGUUGCGCCUGGCGGCGUUGCCGGCCACAGAGAUCCGACCUUGACUCCGUCGUACUGGGAAGCUGUCGGAGGCCAGCCACAACUCUCCUCAUCUCUGACCAAGCACCAAGGCCCUGACGUGGGUUUCUCCACCGACCCCAACAAAACCCCCAAGAUUGGCGACUUCGUCGUCUUUGGUGAUCGACCACUGACGCCUGAAUAUAUCGCCAUGGACUUGGCGCGUGCGCAAGUAGGAUCGGUCUCCAGCUUGGAUAGCGCGGAUGUCAUCUCCUGCCCGUUUCCCGGCAAGGUACGGAAAGGCAUGCCGUCCUAUCCCAAUCACCAGUGGACUGCCCAUCCUCACCCAGUGCCAGUGACGGCCCAAACACAACACUCCGGAGUUGCUUCAGUCCCUCCUCGAGUUCUAGUCAGCAAAAAGGCCCGCCCCUGCCAUUCACACAAACGCAGCAACAGUGUUAACGACUCACUCCGCGAACACCUCUCUGAGAGGCCUUCAAACGAUGUCGACUUUCCCACAAUCCUGCCAUCUGCCGGUAGUCUAGUUCGUGGCAAUUUUCUCCCUCCAGGUCAGGCUUUUGUGGAUAUCUCGGCCCAAGAUCGCGGCGGCAUGGCUCAUCGUCAAACGACCAUCUUCACACCCACGUCUCGACGCAUGGUCAAGGACAAGCCCUUUCACGGCGCCAUGUCUGGCAUCGGCAUGCGGAAGCUUCUCGCCAGCGUGAGACGCGCACUGAGCGCGCGCGGACAGGUCACCGCCCCAACGCAGGCCAACUUGACGCGCAUCUCGCCUGUAGGGCCUCGUGAUGUGGCCUCGAGCCGACUGCCUGGUACAGCUGUGGUUCCCCAGGAAGAAGCACAGCAUUACAGUGGUCGGCCAGCAGUCCGCAUUGAUCUGUUGGGUGCUGAAGUUGCCGAGGACUUCAAAAAGGCAGUGCGUGAAGAGCAGGCAGAAGUUCUCAUACCUCCCGGUCCUGUAUCGGCCCCUCUGCCGGACAAGCCGUGUGGUCUCUUCCGUUUCAGCGGCUUGCCUCCCUUUGAGCAUCACCGCCCGACCAGCGAUAUGGGUAUUACCACGGGCAGCAAGUCGAUUGUCAUUGUCGACGACACUUUUCCAUUCGAAAUGCAUCGCAGCACGAUGCUCCGGUGCAACGAUGGACACCUGGUCGAGACUCCCGAUUCGUUUCAGCCUGCCACUUCUGAUCCCACGCCACCGAAUACACCACCCAACGUCGAUCACGAUAUUCCUCGCCGAUCGUCCUAUCUCGUCCACCCUCAGUCGGUGCAAAGCCCCGACGUACUACCUCCGUUUAUUCCAGAUCUCUCAACACUUCGAGAUGAAUCUUCUCAAACGUCGGAAGGAAUUUGUAGGCCUUCCUUCACCUCAUCUCGCCAAAGUCGACGCUACCCACCUCCUAGUGGUGGCACUUUUCGGAUGCACAGGCGCACUCGCUCUGCCAAGACACAUCAAUCUCUCAACUCUGUACUGCAACGUCGUCACAGCUCCAUUGGUAGCGGCACAAUGCCUCCGGCGACUGUUCUCAGCCUGGAUGCUGCCACUCUUUCUGACACUUCUGUGCGCGAUUCAGAAAUCUCAGUACCCGAGCCUCUUCGUGUACUUCGCCGCCGUCCUGGCGGAGACCUACGUGCCGCUACUAGAAUUGAGGACCUACAAAACAGCCCUCUUAGACGGUCGCGAUCGGUCGGUUCCAUUGCCACGUACUCUGAGUCUGUCCGCAGCAUGAGCUUUUUGGGGGGAGUCCCUGAGUCGAGUUUGGAUGCUGAAUGCGAUUACGACGACUACCAUGUAGGGCGCCAGGAAGUCUUUUCUGUCGGUCAACUAACGAAACAGCAGCCUGAAAAGGCAAAGAUGCUCUCACUUUUCAGCACGCACUCCUCAUCCAAGCCGCCAGCGCGACCCUCGUUCGAAGCCGAGGCUCGACGGCUCGCCCAGAUUCCAGAUGACGAAGACGAUGGCGGCAUUGAGUCGGCGCUGCUCAAAUUGGAGGGCAAGUUCAACCGGGGCUCCAAAGGGAGCGCAGGACAGGCGCAAGAAGAAGUUGACAUGGAGAAGCUUGGCCGUGCUCUUCAGUUUCUCGGCGGCGCUCCAGCAAGCAGUACACUCAGCAGACGUCAAGCAUCCAGCAACUCAAAUGCUUCGAGCUUGGGCCGCGACGCAACCGAAGAUUUGUCUCUGCCUCAAAGCGAGGUCACUGGGGUGCACUCAUUCCUCUCCGAGGCGUCGAUGGACUCGUACAACUCUAUUCCACUACUGGAUAGGGGGUUGACCGACUACGGUGGCAGCGUAAGACUCAGCCGUGGCUGGGCGGAGAAGUCUGUUCUCUGUGAUUCAGAAGAUCUAUCCACAGUCGCCAGCACCGAGGCUCCCAAUACUUUAUUGCUGAAUGAUGCCGCAUCUGCUGAUGAGCAAGCUCAAGCCUCCGAGGAUCAAAGCUACGACGUGGUGGAAAAGACAGACAGCAUGGAAAGAAUCAUGCCUGGACACACGCAGCCCAUUCCUCGUGACCAUCAGUCUUUUCUUGAAGAUGACAGCUACGCCAAUUCUGAUAUCUCUUCUGAAAUGUCGACGCGGGAACCAACGCCAGCACAAAUGAAUGACAGUUUCCUUCGCCCGAGACGCAAGCUACCACCCCAUCCUCUGGGCGAGUCCAUCGCAGACUCUAUGAUGAAGCCUGUCUCGCCUCCUCUCUCCACGCCCCGACAGCUGGCAUCGCCUGCAUUCAAGUCUACCGAAGCCAUGUAUGCGUCCCGGCCCCUUCCUCCGACGCCUGAUGCCACACCCACGGUACCCUUUACGCAGACUCUCCCCGGCUCGCAAUCGUCGCCCAACGCGCUUGAGAUGCUUCGACCCGCGCAGCCCGAGGCCGGCUUCAAGAAAUUUUCCGUGCACCUGCCCUUUAUCCUCGCUUUCGACUCGGACAUUCUGGCGCAGCAGUUUACGCUAAUUGAAAAGGACGCGCUCAACGAGAUCGACUGGAAGGAGCUGAUUGAGAUGAAUUGGAAGAAUGCUACUAGCAGUGGUUCUCGUUCAUGGGUCGAUUUCCUGCGCAACAGUGACGCGCACGGCGUCGAGGUAGUGAUUGCACGGUUUAACAUCAUGGUUAAAUGGGCCAUUUCGGAAAUCGUGCUGACGCAGCACGUCGAGGAGCGCGCGCGCUGCCUCAUCAAGAUGAUUCAUGUGGCGGCGCACUGCCGCCGCUAUCGCAACUUUGCGACGCUCGCGCAGCUCACAAUAGCAUUGUCGAGCAAUGACGUGACGCGCCUGUCACGAACGUGGGCGCUGGUGCCGCCGCACGACCUCCGCACCCUGGCCGAGCUGGAGGCACUGGUGACGCCGACGCGUAAUUUCCUAAACCUCCGCGCGGAGAUGGAGGUGGGCACCGACACGGGCUGCAUCCCGUUUGUGGGCAUCUACACGCACGACUUGUUGUACAAUGCUCAAAGGCCGUCUGAGGUGGCGGCCGCGCCCGAUGCGCUCCCGCUCGUCAACUUUGAGCGCUGCCGCAUCGCAGCGGCCGUGGUCAAGGUCCUCCUGCGGCUAUUGGAGUCCAGCACGCGCUACACGUUUCGACCCAUCGAGGGCAUCACGGAGCGUUGUCUUUGGGUGGGCGCGCUCAGCGACGAGGAGAUCCGCAGUCAUUCAGAAGCACUGGAAGCUUAA